Molecule: messenger RNA, 562 nt
Organism: Brienomyrus brachyistius
Lineage: Eukaryota; Metazoa; Chordata; Actinopteri; Osteoglossiformes; Mormyridae
Product: protein shisa-like-2B
Exons: 3
Coding region: 77-562 (161 amino acids)
Source: RefSeq, a predicted model, not a curated record
GGACCUACCAGUACAUGAAGCUUCAGGCCACUGCUACUUUCUUCUCACGCCCCUCGGAUCCCGUCUCUCUGCUGCAAUGGCCAAGCCUCACGAUAUCUGCGAGGGAUACUACAGCGUGGAUGCUGGCUUCGUGGAGCGCUUCUCCUGCCCAGCCGACCCUGAGAGACUCGAACUUCUCUACUGCUGCGGGUUUGAGGACAUGAAGUAUUGCUGCAGUGAGCCUGGAAGCUACUUCCCCUACAAGUAUGCCUACAUGUGGAGCCUGAGCGUUGGGGCUCUUGCGGCGCUGGCCGUGGCGGCACUGGUCCUCCUAGCUUUCGUCCUCAGUGUUUGUAGACUCUGCUUCCUCUUCCUUCAUACUAAGCCCCUCCCAUCACACUCAGGGCUGAAGUCACGCCACCUGGAAAGCUCCGGAAGCCUGGCUUUCAAAGGAAGCCUGAUGAAGAACGAGGCCACAGGUCAGACACCUACGGAGGAGCAAGGGCCUUCAGCCAGGAGGGUGAUCGUAUUUAAAGACGACAAAUCCACCUCCGUCGGAUCAAUAAAAUUAACAAUGAUAUAA